AUGCCGGGGUGCCUCGCGGCGCUCUUCGCGCGGCUGUGCGGCCGCAGCGCGACCGCACGGCCGAAGACGCCCGACCAUAUCGACGUCCGGCUUCCCGACGAACAGGAGCCGUCUGCGAACGGCGCCGCACCGGCGGGCCCCGCACCGGCGCCCGCUCUCACCGCGCCGCCGGCCCCGCAGCAGACGCCCGAGGCGGUACCCGCACCCGCACCGGCGCCGGCACCCGCACCCGCACCCGCACCCGCACCCGCACCGGCGCCGGCACCCGCACCCGCACCCGCACCUUCGCCGGCGCCGGCGCCCGCGGAGCCCGCCGCUGUGCACCGGAAGCGCACGGCGUUGGAGCGCGACGACGGCGCCGACGCGGCCCUCGACGAGCGCCCCGAGGACCGCGUGAUCCUGCACGCCAAGCGGGCCGCCGCGCCGCAGCACCCAACGACCCUCGCACCAGAUGCGACGGUCGCAGCAGCGCCAGUGCCGGAGCCGGCCGCAGCUGCGCCGACCGCGCCGGCGCCUGCCAGCGCGCCCGACGACGACGUCGAGUCGUGCGGCUCGGUGGACGCCGGGGGCCGCGGGUACGUCCCGCCGGGCGGCGGGCCCCCCUACGGCGACGGCGCGGGGUCCGACGACGACUCGGGCCGAGGCAGCGAGGCGGAGGUGACGGGCGAGGGUCCCGGCGCGCUGCAGAAGAAGCUGCGCUACAUGGAGGAGCGCGCGGGGCCGGUGCUGCCGACGGCGGCGGAGGUGCGGGCGGGCGCGGUGCCUGCGCGGAGGGGGAGCGAGGACAGCGUGACGGGGCAGGCGGGGGCGAGGGGGGGGGAGUCGGAUUCGGAGUCGGGGUCGAGCGUGAUGAGCCCGUUCAACCCGGGGACGUGA
This is a messenger RNA of Pedinophyceae sp. YPF-701, 876 nucleotides long. Lineage: Eukaryota; Viridiplantae; Chlorophyta; Pedinophyceae. The record is from the annotation of a GenBank genome assembly.